Molecule: messenger RNA, 1188 nt
Organism: Esox lucius (northern pike)
Lineage: Eukaryota; Metazoa; Chordata; Actinopteri; Esociformes; Esocidae
Gene: mstna
Product: myostatin a
Exons: 3
Coding region: 40-1137 (365 amino acids)
Biological process (GO): SMAD protein signal transduction
Cellular component (GO): extracellular region
Molecular function (GO): growth factor activity; cytokine activity
Source: RefSeq, a predicted model, not a curated record
AGGAUAUAUUUUCAAAGGUGAAUUGAAAAUACAAUAUACAUGAUGCAGUCAGUGUUUUACCUGACACUCUUAGGUGCGUUUGGCAUCUCCAUGGGGAUGAAUGAAACCACUACUGACCUAGCCAAGGGGGUGACACUUGUGGAGGAAGAAAGAGAGCAAUGCUCGACCUGCAAGUUCAGAGAACGCAGCAAACUAAUGAGACUUCACAACAUCAAAUCGCAAGUUCUCAGCAUUCUGCAGCUCGACAACCCUCCAAACAUUAGCCAGGAAAUGAUCAGGCAGCUCCUACCCAAAGCGCCCCCCUUGACACAACUUAUGGAAAUGUAUGACCAUCGCGUGGAUGAUGAAGAGCGUUCCAGCACUGAAACAAUCAUAACUAUGGCCAGCUAUGGAUCAUUAUCACAAGACGGAAUGCCACCCUGUUGCUUCUUCAAUCUCAGUCCGAAGAUUCAAGCUAAUAACAUUUUGCGUGCGCAACUUUGGGUGCACUUGCGCCCGGCUGACAUGGUCACAACUGUCUUUUUGCAAAUCUCCCGCGUUAAAGUGACCUCAGGGGGAAACACGCGCAUACGGAUCCUCUCCUUAAAGGUAGAUGUUGCUGCUGGUGCAAGCUCUUGGCAAAGUAUAGAGAUCAGUAAAUUACUGCAAACCUGGCUUCGCCAGUCAGAGACUCAUUAUGCGCUCGAGAUAAAAGCCUAUGAUUCCAAAGGUGAAGAUUUGGCUGUCACAUCAGCGGAGCUGGGAGAAGAGGGACUGCAGCCGUUCAUAGAGGUGAAGAUAUCACCGAGCCCACCACGCACCCGAAGGAACUCAGGCCUGGACUGCGGCGAGGAGUCCUCGGAGACUCAGUGCUGCCGCUACCCGCUAACCGUUGACUUCGAGGCCUUUGGCUGGGACUGGAUAAUUGCCCCCAAAAGUUACAAGGCUAACUACUGUUCUGGGGAGUGUGAGUAUACGCACCACCAGAAGUACCCCUACGACCACCUGGUGAACAAGGCCAAAGCCCAGGGCACCGCAGGGCAUUGCUGUACCCCCGCCAAGAUGUCCCCCAUCAACAUGCUCUACUUCAAUCGCAUGGAGCAGAUUGUCUAUGGCAAGAUACCGUCUAUGGUGGUGGACCAUUGUGGCUGCUCUUGAAAGGAAACAAGAAACAAGAUGACAAGACACGAAGUUCAUACACACACACAC